CGAGAUUAUGAGCAACCUCAAGACAGUGUGUGCUUAUUCACUACACAGUCUUAUCUGGCGUGUAGUUUUUGCCUGGUGAAGGACAACAAUAUUAUUAUUUUUAAGAUAAUGGAAUAAAAUCAGUUCUCUGUUGCCAAUGGAGGACUGCAACAGACCCAGUAAAGACUCGAGACUCUAGCAGUUACAACUGUGGUUACCGAAGAGGCGUACAGUCAGAAGGGUGUAAUCUGAUAUUAUUACGCUACAUGUUUUUGGAGGUGUAAGUGAUAUCUUAUUAAACACAAGCUCACAAUGUUGGAAAGAACGCCUUCAUCGUCGAGUAUUGAGGAGGAGAAGGAACAGAAGGAGCCUCUUGUAUUUGAGGACAGCUCGCACACAAGAAACGUCCUAAACCAGCUGCGUGAGAUGCAUAAACGGGGCCAGUUUUGUGACGCCAAGUUGUUGGUUGGUGAGCACGAAGUCGGGAUACACAGGGCGGUGCUGGCUUCGUCAAGUUCUUACUUUUUUAAGCUGUUUGAAGCGCAGGAUGAUGAGGAGAGGCUGACGAUUAAAAUGUACAAGCUGAAAGAUAUAUCAUGGGACAGCUUCAAACCCUUGCUCGACUUCAUUUAUACUGGCAGACUGGAGGUUGUGGAAGACCAGGUGAAGGCUGUAUACAACCUGGCCCAGGACCUGCGGGUUCAUGCUGCGACACAAGCCUGUGCCCAACACCUCAUCACCUGCCUCACCCCAGAUAACUGCCUAGGGAUUCGGUGUUUUGCUGCAGAUGAUCAUUUCAGAGAAACGGUGAGCCAGUACAUAGAUGCAAACAUCCGUGAUGUGACCAAUAGCAAGAAGUUCUACGGGUUGAAGAAAAUAUCGCUGGAAAUUGUGGUACCUGAUGAAUUAAGGAUCAACUCUGCUGUAAAUGAGGAGGUUCUACCAGGGGUCAUGACUUGGCUUAAGGAGAAACUACCAGACUGCAAGAACAAGAUUGAAUUCCUUACUGAAAAUAAUAUAAUGUUGUACCUAAAUUCCAACAACUCGGUGACGGACUGUAACGAUGUGGAAGAUGCCACCAUACAAGAGAACGACCUGGUCAAGGACUACAAGCGGCUUACACAGAAAAAACAGAGUGGGAAGGUGAUCAACAAGGACUCUAUCUCACCGGAGACAAUGGGUGCAAACUACCGCAAGUUCAACAUCGAGCCAUACAGCACGAAGGAGAAGGAAUGGUCGAUAGUCGCCUCAUAUAAAACCAAGGAACGCUCCUACAUGGUGAUAGCAAUAGUGAAUGGAACCAUGGUAACCAUUUCUAACCACUACCGCCUGGCAACUCAGUCUGUUGCUGGGGAGGAUGGGCCCGAAUUACCCGAACUCACGAAUAGGCUAGCACCAUCCAUUGAUAUUGAGACAGAUUUGUCUAACCUGCAGGGUAUGUCCUCCAACAGGUGUGCAUUUGGGAUGAAGUCUCUUGAUGGAAAACUGUUUGUGUGUGGUGGAUAUGACCGAGGUGAGUGUCUGAAGUCUUCAGAGAUGUACGAUGUGGAGACAAACACGUGGACUCAGCUUGCUGACAUGAUGUCGCCCAGGGGUCGGUUCAGUAUUGGGCAAGAUGGUGAUUGUAUUUAUGCGUUUGGAGGCUCAAACGGGAACCAAGACAUGAGAACUGUGGAGUGUUACGACAAGACAACGGGGAAAUGGUCUGUCCUCACACAGGCAGACAGGGGUGUCGCAUCCCCAGGCAUCACUGUGCUGAACGGGAAGAUGUAUGUUCUGGGAGGUUGUAUGGGCCAGAAGACGGUGACAUUGUGUAAGACCCUGGAUCUCAACACUCUAAACUGGGACACUGUAGCGCCUAUGAAAGUUGCUCGGUUCCAAGUAGCCAUUGCAGUAUUCCACAACAAGAUAUACGCCAUUGGGGGGACGAAUGACUGGAAGUGCCUGAACGAAGUAGAAGUUUAUGAUCCAGUCACGAAUGAGUGGUCCCAGCAUUCACAUAUGAAUAUUGCACGGAGAGGGGCCGGGGUGGAUGUCUACAAGGGUAAGAUUUACGUCGUAGGCGGAAAUGAUGGCACAUCUGCGCUGAACACGACAGAAAUCUAUGAUCCAGAGAGCCACACUUGGACACUGGGACCUACAUUGAUGGCCCAGAGGGCUAACUGCGGAGUUGCUGUUAUGAAAGAUAGAUUAUUUGCGGUCGGGGGAUUUAACGGAAAGAAAUUUCUGAAGUCCAUUGAAUUUUUGGAUCUCGAUAUAAAAGAAUAUUGGAGAAAGGACGCUCCUUUGAAUGGAAAUGGAAAUAGACUGAGUUCAGAUGGAAGUAUAAAAAGCGAUGAUGGAAGCGCUAGAAGUGAUGAUGGAAGCACUAAAAGUGAUGAUGGAAACACGAAAAGUGAUGAUGGUAACACGAAAAGUGACGAUGUCAUCAAAAAUGGUGACGUCAAUGAUAAAGGUUUGAAGAACAUCGACAGUGGUGUUACAUGUAAUGGGCGUUAAAAACUCAUCAUAACUUUGGAUAGUUGUGAUUAUUUGCAGAUAAUUGUACAUAUUUGUUCUCACAUAGACAUCUUGGUUGCCCUGAGGUGUACUUUAGAGAGUAUAUUAUAAUGAGACACAUUCAACACUUUGAUGAAAUAAUUUACAAAUUAAAAUUAUUGUUAAAAGAAAGUUGUAUCUUUACAUUUAAAAUCAUGUUAUUGUCUGUUUUUAAAUGUUGUCUGUUCUGGUUCUUGCAGUUGUUAUUACAUAUUUGUACAUGUAUGUAUUCGUUAAUGAACAGAGACUAACAAUGCGUCACCCUAUUGCAAGAACACAAUAACUGCAUAUAGAAAUAGAAUGAGUUAUCAAGUUCUCGAAAUUCCUACUUAAAGAUGACAAAUGUGAGGGUUUGAUGAAAAAGGUACAUUAUUUCUUUGUGGUCACUGUUCACCCAUGUACCAUUUUGAACCAGUUAUAUUUUAUACAUAAAUAGAAUCUGAAAUAUUAGUGAUCAUGGUUUGCAUGUGUUCAAUUUUUUUUGCCCCCUGUAAUCCAGUGUGACAUUUUCUAAUUUAGUUUAGGGCUAUUCCGGUAAAACAUACAACCCAUGGGGUGAAGGCAAUUAUUUAAAUUUAUAGUAUAUGGGUGGGUGCCUUUUUUGCUAAUUUGGACACUGAAAGGGUAAAUUUGCUUCUGAAGGGGGUUAGUAUAUUUUAAAAACGCCUUCCCUCCGGGGUUUAUAUGAUAAAAUGGAAUAGCCCUUAGAAAAAAUCAUUCACAUUGCACUUCACAUAGUUAACAAUAGCCGAUAGGCUAGCAUUUCAGACUCUGGGUGUCCUUUGUGCAGACCAACCUGGAGUCUCAUUAACUCGGGACCCAGGGAUCAAUGGUUAAUUGUUCUUAUAACUUCAAAUCAGCAUUUGUUACUAAUUAUAUGUGAGAAUAAUAACUCAUGAAGGCGGCAACAUUUUGUACAAACAGGUCAAGUUUGAAUUUGUAAACAAACUUUCAAUUGUUACUGAGUUGUGGCCCAUUUUCAACUUAAAAAUUGCCAAAAUUGGUGUCUGGACAUUAUCUUAUGAUGGGUAUUAUUUUUGUUUCUCUUUUUCACUACUAUAAAAUACAGGUCAAGUUUGACUUUGGUAACAUUGCACCUGUGUCCGACAGAGUUAUGGCCCCUUUUCAAAGCAGUGGUUUACCAUUCCUGUGACCAGAUGGUGUGUGGGGGUUUUCGUCACUCCUGUGACAGCUCUAGUUUUUGUUAUAUCAGUUAUUUUUGGAAAUCAAAUAGUAUACACUAUAUUUGAUGAGAUUGAGAUAUAUUUAUGUGUCAUUUCAAAAGCAGUAACUGUAUUAUUAAUUUUGUUACUGCUCAAAGGAAAUAUUAUUUGCUGAUCAAUGAUGCUUUUUUGUCGGUCACAAUUAAAAAGAUAGUGUAUUGUUUAUUUUGUGUUCACAUGUUUCAGUCUGGUGUUUAUUGACUUGUUUUCAAUUGACAUUCUUAUUCCAUGUAUUUGCUCAUUGCAAAAUGAUUAUGAUAUGUAUUUUAUAAUUUGUUAUCAGGUGACAUUUUGCAUUGGUCUUAUUGAAAACUAAGAUAAUAAGAUACUUUUUGCUAGAAAUGUUUUUCAAUGCAUAUCUUAAAUGUUCAAGUCAGGUAUUAAUUUUCAGAAAAAAAAAGAAAAUUUAUUUUAUUCUUUUACAUUCCUGUCCAUUAAAUAUCAUUGUAUAUAUUGCAUGGACAGAAAGAAGUUCCUGUCCAUUUGAUAUCAGUGUAUAAAUUGCAUGGUCAGAAGUAGUUCCUCUUGUAUAAAAUGCAUGGUCUGGAAGUUGUUCCCUGUUUAAUAGUUGAUUCAUGUAGAGGCAACAUGUAAAUCAAAAAGUCUAUCAUUACAUAGUUUUGUGUUGGAAUAACAACAAUGUAAUAGUACAUGUAUGGUUUUAAUUACUUUCUACAAAAUAUACAACACCAACCAUUUUGGGGGAUUUGCGCCUGUUUGUUUUAUCACUGGUUACACUUGAACCAGGCUUCAUUGUUCUAUGGGGGGCAGAGCUGGCCUGCAAAUGACUGUCACCGAGAUGGUAAAGUGCAAAGUCACUUGAUCAGAUGUUACUAUACCGUCUGAUGCUCCUAAUCUGAAGUACUAUGUUUUAUAUUGCAUUGAAAAGGUGGCAUUUUGUUGUUUAUUAUUUUACUGACAAUGAAUUUGAAUGGCUGCUUACAUUGAAGCUUAAUUGUUUUUGGAAGGGAAAUGAGUUAUAGUAUUUAUUAUUAUAGUAUCAGCUUGUCUGUUUUUUGACAAGAAAAAAGUCAGUGUGUUAGCCUUGAUGUCCUAUAUUGUCAUCUCUGUCAUUGUGUGCAAAAACAUAACCCUUCCAAAAAAAUAAGUUAAGUGAAACUUGGUACACAUGUUUCCAGAGAAAUACUUUCUACUCGCACAUGCAUAGCAAGGCCCAUAACUCUGUGUUUAAAUACUGUCGAGUUACUCCCCUUGUUUUACUGAAUCAACACCAUGAACAGACGAGCAAUCGCCCUGCAGCGCUCUUGUUUUACAUAGGUAUUAUGUCGUCACCUUAGUGCAAGAACGCAAUAUCUGCUUUUAUGUCUAUAUUGAGUUAUUGCACUAAGGUGACGAUGUGUUAUAUUAAUGAUUAUAAUGAAGAAUGGAAUCUUGGAGAUUACUUUUAAAACAACUUUGUUUAGGAGAAUAUUGUUCUUCCAAAAUUACUAUUAUUGAGUUUUAUAAUGCAUGCAACUGCCCUAUUGUAUGUUUUUUACUAACAAUUCAUGUAUCCAGAGGCAAAGAAGGACUGAGAUAGAGCCUUUUUGAUACCAUUUGUAUGAUACAAAUGUGAUUUUUUGAGAUGCAGGGGUGGUGAGUGUGUGUGGGGGGGGGGGGUCAGUCAUUACUCCGAGUUUACAUUUUGCCAAUUUGCAUUUUACUUUGUUACAUUAAUAUGCUGCAACAUGACUUGACAUUCAUCUGUAAGCAUUGCAAACUUGUUUAAUGAGAAAAAAAUCGCUUCAUUUGUUGCCAUUAAAAGAAUAUGGGAAUACGGACAAAAAAUGUUUUUACAUUUUGUUCGAACAAAUGUUUUGCUAAAGUCCAUAUUGUUGUUUUCUUUAUUGGCUAUUUAUGUUGAUAUUGUAUUCAUUUGCAUGUAAAUUUAGCAACAUAAACCAGAUCUUUGAAUAAAUGUUAGCAGCUA
Molecule: messenger RNA, 5670 nt
Organism: Mya arenaria
Lineage: Eukaryota; Metazoa; Mollusca; Bivalvia; Myida; Myidae
Product: influenza virus NS1A-binding protein-like
Exons: 14
Coding region: 292-2478 (728 amino acids)
Molecular function (GO): protein binding
Source: RefSeq, a predicted model, not a curated record